UUUUUCCCCACACAAUCGGUAAUGUGUAAUCCAGCUACUGUAAUAGCCCAACUGAUUGAAAGAGGAAUGUGUACUGUACAUCUUUCCCAACUACCUAUAAAGUACAGGUUAUGUAUGUUGACCUGCCUCAAAUUAACUGUUUACAUAUUCAAGGCUGAUUCACCAGCCAUCUGAGGGUCAAAUUCAUUUGAUUGUCUUAGUCGGGGAGCUGAAAAUCCUAGUAAGAUAUCUCUUGGAACUAAAUCCAAAAUUGGCGUUUCCUUUUGAUUAUGCAAAAAGCAAAUGAUCAAAAUGCAGUUACCACUUUAUUACAAACCUCACAUCAAAAUGACCUGUUUUUUAAAUAAAGGGCCAGCAUGUGAACAGUCAGUGUUUGCCAUUGUGUAGUCACUUGACAAAAUAAUUAGGAAUCCUUCCAAAGUGCCAAAAGCAAACGAUCAAAUACACUGUUAAUUAAUAUAAUAUAACAUGUUUCAAGACUUUUAUAAUUGAGAGUGGCAGUUCCUCACAUGACAACCAUGGACAAACAUGUAAACAUGCAUCGAGUUGUAUGACAGUGGCAGGUAAUCUUAAUAUGUAUAAAGGUAUUUCACUUUCUAUUUUAUUGGUCCUGCUGUAGGUCUGUCUUUCUAUGAAUGGAUACUCUGUGCUAUAGUCAGGGUUGCCAGGUCUGUGUGACAAAACCAGCCCAAUAUCAGAACUCAAAAUAUGCCCGUGCCAUACCAUAUACACUGCUUUUAAAGUCCAACAGCAUUGCUAUCAUUGUCAAAUGUAUUGUAAUAUCUACAAAGUAACACAAAAUGUUUAGUAUGCCAGCAUUAAAAGCAGUUUUCCCUAAACCGUUAUUUCACCUAGGUGCGUGUGUGUAUGUGGGCGUGUCCCAUGUCCAUGUGUGUACGUGCUGAUCUGGAGUCAGUUUGGUAGGAUUUAGGUAUAAAUAAAUUAUUUCAUUUAAAAUAUGGAUAUUUAUUUAAAGAUUUUCAUGUAAUUUGCAUACAAAAUAGGUCUACCCGAACCAGCGGACAAAAAAUUCAACCCGCGGCAACACUUCAAAAGUAGCCCAAUUCCGUGGGAAAACCGCGGACCUAGCAACACUGGCUAUAGUCCUUCGAGCUAUAAGACACCUCGUGCGCGACUGUUUCAAUUCAAGUGAAGUUACAAGGUUUUUAUUUGUUCUAAGUUUCACAUUUAGUCACUUUCAAAGCAGGAAUAAAGGUGUGGUCUGAGAAUAGGGGCAGUCCCUUCUCAGUAGAAUACUUCUCGCCGUAACAGAUCAGAAGACUGAACCUUGUUGGAUCCCGCCAUCGCAAAAUGCAUCUCCUCACACUGAUCUUUGGGAUUGUUCUUCUACCUAAAGCCCACACACUGAAAUGUUAUGAGUGUGCCGCGGGAACCCCAGAAAACUGCAAAGUCAGCGAAUGCCCGUCGACAGGUCAACAGUGUAGUGCAUUGCGUUUGACUUCCUAUGCAGGUGGUUCAAAACUUGUUGAUGUCAAAUCCAAACGCUGUGCUUUGACCGCCGAGUGUGUUGAGGCCUCACUCAACUUCGGAAUCUCUAAAGUCUUAAUUAACAGCAUGUGUUGCAACGCCGACCUCUGCAAUCAAAAAAUUGCGCUUGUGUCCAUCCAAUCAAUUCCAAAUGGUAACAAGUGCUUCCAAUGCAAAGGAAAAGAGUGCACCGCAACUCUAAACUGUGAGGGAACUGAGGACCACUGCAUCUCAGCCAAAAUGAAUCUCGGAGGUGAAUCUGUGACCAUGAAGGGCUGUGCCUCCAAGCUUAUGUGCUUACCUGAAACCAAAAAGACUUCAGGAUUCAUGAGCGCGGAAAUAAGCUGCUGUCAGGGGAAUUUCUGCAACAGCGCCGGCAGCACAAGAGCUGGCCUUCUGCUCCUGGCGGCACCGCUGGUCUCUUUGGUCGUGCUCUCUUAAAUGGUUGUCAGCAGCAUAAUGUUUAUUACAAUUGUCAAGAAUAUUUUGAUGUCAUUAAUAAAAAAUGUUAAAAGCUUUGUA
Messenger RNA from Pseudoliparis swirei, 2010 nucleotides. RefSeq names its product urokinase plasminogen activator surface receptor-like. The transcript is spliced from 5 exons. The record is from RefSeq and is a predicted model, not a curated record. The coding region runs from base 1312 to 1929 and encodes 205 amino acids. Lineage: Eukaryota; Metazoa; Chordata; Actinopteri; Perciformes; Liparidae.